UAUGAGCUUGAUAGGAUAAAGCUGUCUUGUCCAAUUCCAUAGAAAAAGCACACAGUAAGUGUAACUAACUAACCAAAGAAGCACACUUCCGUAACUCAGAAGGAUCGUUGGAUCUGAGCCUAACUCAUAGUCGGUUCCGAAAAUUAUUGCUGCCUUCAGAAUCUGACGCUAAUUUAUAUAUGCACACUGCACUCUCACGCACACUCACCUUUUCGAUCUUUUCAAUACCCUCAAACUCUCUCUUCCACCCCAUUUCUGCAUAUAUACACCCACCAAAUUCCUUCCAUAAAAGCUUCCAAAAAAAAUAAUGGGUCACCCAUCACUUUUUCUCGUGCAGCUUCUUGUUACCUCUCUCCUCUUUCUCUCUUUUGAUUAUGGAUUCGGUAGGGUGGAACUGACGGAGACUCAUCAGGAUUUUCCCAUUCGCACGAUUGUAAAGUAUGACAUUGCGGAUUAUUCUGAUCCACAGCCAAAUACCAAUCCAAAGAAUGGGUAUGUUUUGAGUCCACCUUCAUCUCCAACUCCAAUUCAUCCUCCAAGUCCUUAAAUGGAAGCUCAAGAUUGGACUUUCACCACUUGUUUAUGUCUUUCUGAACGGUUUUGUAACUGGGGUAGUGUGUGAUCGCUUCCAGUUUGACACGGGAUUCGUAGAAUUAGGAUCAUGAUACUUGUGUUGCUGUGAAUUUAUAUCCUUUAGUUUUUCAUGUGUUUUCAGAAUGCAAAUUGUGAAUUGUGCUAAUAAAUAAAUUACGUGUUUGAUUACUUUGCACAUCCAA
Glycine soja is the source of this 776-nucleotide messenger RNA. RefSeq lists its product as uncharacterized. The coding region runs from base 308 to 547 and encodes 79 amino acids. The transcript has 3 exons. Lineage: Eukaryota; Viridiplantae; Streptophyta; Magnoliopsida; Fabales; Fabaceae. The record is from RefSeq and is a predicted model, not a curated record.